This is a messenger RNA of Closterium sp. NIES-65, 660 nucleotides long. The record is from the annotation of a GenBank genome assembly. Lineage: Eukaryota; Viridiplantae; Streptophyta; Zygnematophyceae; Desmidiales; Closteriaceae.
AUGGAACAUUUAUACCCGCACUCCAGCACCCCAGCACCCAUCAUCCCAGCACCCACCACUCCAUCCAACCCAUCGCAGAGAGAAAUAAUCGUGCUGGGGCGGCUAUAUCACCCCCGUUUCGUGCACCUGCACAGCUACUGCAUGGAACGCAGCGAGGCUCUGCUCGUGUACGAGCUCGUGACGGGGGGCAGCCUUGACAACGUGCUGCUGGAAAGUGCGAGCGGCAAGCGCUCCUUCAGCUGGGACAUGCGGCUGCAGGUGGCGGUGCACGUGGCAGAAGGCCUCGCCUUCUUGCAUGGAAGCAACCUCAUUCACCGCAAUCUGAAAGCCUUCAACGUGCUGCUCUCUCCCGAGUACAGUGCAAAGCUGAAAGGCUUUGGGAUGGUACGAGCUGGUCCCGAUAGGCAACUGCAUUCGACAGUAUCAACUCGCAUCAUGGGCACUGGAGGCUACAUCGACCCUGCUUACAUGGCGACAGGACACCUGGGUGCCAAAAGUGACGUCUACUCCUUUGGCGUUCUCCUGUUUGAGCUGGUAACCGGCAGGAGAGUGGCGGACGAGGGAGACAGGGUGGUCACCGAUCAUGGAGCAGAAGCAGCAGCUACAGCUGCUGCACUUGAGGCGGGAAAAAAGGGUCGAUUGAAAGGCCAAUGGAGGUGA